This is a messenger RNA of Opisthocomus hoazin, 929 nucleotides long. The record is from RefSeq and is a predicted model, not a curated record. NCBI's taxonomy places the organism in Eukaryota, Metazoa, Chordata, Aves, Opisthocomiformes, Opisthocomidae.
GAGCAGGGGAGUCGGGGAAGAGCACCAUCGUCAAGCAGAUGAAGAUUAUCCACCAGGAUGGUUACUCGCUGGAGGAAUGCCUGGAGUUCAUCGCCAUCAUCUACAGCAACACGCUCCAGUCCAUGCUGGCCAUCGUGCGGGCCAUGACCACGCUCAGCAUCCAGUACGGGGACUCGGCUCGCCAGGAUGAUGCCCGCAAGCUGCUGCACCUCUCGGACACCAUCGAGGAGGGCACCAUGCCCAAGGAGAUGUCAGACAUCAUCGGGCGGCUGUGGGGGUCUGGGGGUGCUGACCCCUGUCUCAUGCCCAUCGUGUGCCCGGCCAGCUACCUGUCAGACCUGGAGCGCCUGGUGACUCCCGGCUACGUCCCCACGGAGCAGGACGUGCUGCGCUCCCGUGUCAAGACCACCGGCAUCAUUGAGACCCAGUUCUCCUUCAAAGACCUCAACUUCAGGAUGUUCGACGUGGGCGGCCAGCGCUCUGAGAGGAAGAAGUGGAUCCACUGCUUCGAGGGGGUGACCUGCAUCAUCUUCAUCGCAGCCCUCAGCGCCUAUGACAUGGUCCUGGUGGAGGACGACGAAGUGAACCGCAUGCACGAGAGCCUGCACCUCUUCAACAGCAUCUGCAACCACCGCUACUUCGCCACCACGUCCAUCGUCCUCUUCCUCAACAAGAAGGACGUCUUCCUGGAGAAGAUCAAGAAGGCCCAUCUCAGCAUCUGCUUCCCCGACUAUGACGGUCCCAACACCUACGAUGACGCGGGCAACUACAUCAAGCUGCAGUUCCUGGAGCUGAACAUGCGGCGGGAUGUGAAGGAGAUCUACUCCCACAUGACCUGCGCCACUGAUACCGAGAACGUCAAGUUCGUCUUCGACGCCGUCACCGACAUCAUCAUCAAGGAGAACCUCAAGGACUGUGGGCUCUUCUGA